CUGGCUGGGCGGCAGGCUCGCGCCCGGGCUCGCCCCGCGCUGCGCCGCGCCACAGGCUCGCGCACUCAGCAGGUUGGGCUGCGGUGGCUGCAGCUGUGGAGCUGGAACGCUACGUGUGAGAGGUCCCAGACACGUCUGCGGCUCCGGCUCCGCCACCCUCGCCUCAAUCUCGGUGCCGGGUGCUGAGAGGGGAACAGCUCUAGCCUCGGGACCCCCGAGCACACCCCUGGCUGCUUCCGACACCGCCCUCCUUCCUUUCCCAGCUGCGGGCCUCGCUCGGUGCUAGGCGACUCCGAGUAGAGGCGGCGGCGACGGCUGCCUGUCUGUGAGAGGAGCCUUGUUCUCCAGCCUUGCUCCGCUGCCGGGCCCUGCAGGGGCCGAGAGAGCUCGGCGCCGACCCUUCCUCUAUCCUCCCCGUGAACCGGUUGGAGCGGCGUCGGUCUGGGAGGUCUCUGGGCUGAGGCGGCGGCAGCUCCUCCGGCUCCAUCAUGUCCGCGGGCGGAGACUUCGGGAAUCCGCUGAGGAAAUUCAAGCUGGUGUUCCUGGGGGAGCAGAGCGUUGGAAAGACAUCACUGAUUACCAGAUUCAUGUAUGACAGUUUUGACAACACCUAUCAGGCAACAAUUGGUAUUGACUUUUUAUCAAAAACAAUGUACUUAGAGGAUCGAACAAUCAGGCUGCAGCUAUGGGAUACUGCGGGUCAGGAACGUUUCCGUAGCCUCAUUCCCAGUUACAUCCGUGAUUCUGCUGCAGCCGUAGUAGUUUACGAUAUCACAAAUGUUAACUCAUUCCAGCAAACUACAAAGUGGAUUGAUGAUGUCAGAACAGAAAGAGGAAGUGAUGUUAUCAUCAUGCUAGUAGGAAAUAAAACAGAUCUUGCUGACAAGAGGCAAGUGUCAAUUGAGGAAGGAGAGAGGAAAGCCAAAGAGCUGAAUGUUAUGUUUAUUGAAACUAGUGCAAAAGCAGGAUAUAAUGUAAAGCAGCUCUUCCGACGUGUUGCAGCAGCUCUACCUGGAAUGGAAAGCACACAGGACAGAAGCAGAGAAGACAUGAUUGACAUAAAACUGGAAAAGCCUCAGGAGCAACCAGUCAGCGAAGGAGGCUGUUCCUGCUAAUCCCCCAUGGCAUCUUCAACUUUCCUCCAGAAGCUCACUGCUUUGGCCCCCUUACUCUUUCAUUGACUGCAGUGUGAAUAUUGGCUUGAACCUUUUCCCUUCAGUAAUAACGUAUUGCAAUUCAGCAUUGCUGCCUGUCUCUUGGAGAUGAUCUAUUAGCUUCACAAGCACAAAAAAGUCAGUGUCUUCAUUAUUUAUAUUUUACAAAAAGCCAAACAAUUGCAGCAUAUUCCAGUGGUAACUUUAAAAAUUAGAUACAUUUUCUUAACAUUUUUGUUUCCUUUUUAAUGUUAUGAGAAUGUACUUCAAAAUGAUGGAAAUCUCAACAGUAUGUGGCUUGGUUAAGGAGCAGUUGUUCACAGCAGCACUUGCCUACCUACUUGAUCUCUCCCUGCUUUACUUGCUUGUUCUUUACCCCAUUUCCUAUUCCAGUCCUUCCUCCAUCAAAAUAAACAAGAGGGGGCAAAGCAGUAGUCAGACCAAGCCCAUUGGAAUUAUCCUUCAGUUUUAGCAAUACCACUUGUCUCAAGAUAUCCAAAAUUAUUCUUAAGCACUGAUAUAAAUUAGUUAGACCUUAAUUGAGGUCAAAACUCAACUAUCAUGGUAGGCAGUGCUGGAAUAAGGAAAGGGUUCUGGUGUGUCUUCAGAAUGAGUCCUAAUGAACAUACUGAGUACUUAAAAGUAAAUGAACAUAAAAUAUAUUUCUGACCAAAACAAAUGAUUCUUUCACAUGUUAGACUCCGGGAGAGAAAAGUAAAAGUGCUUCAGAACAGGUUUUAAAUAUUUAAUUCUUCUACGAUCUGUUUCUUCCAGGAUUUUAAAUUUGUCAAAAUCGAGUUCUUCUGUUUGUUUAAAAAACAAAACUAAACUUUUUUAGGCAAUAGAUUUCUCUUGGGUUUUCUUUUUCUGUCUUCCUUUUCUUUCUUUCCUUCUUUCUUCCUUCCUUUCUUUCUUCCUUUUUUUUGAAAUGCUGUGCAGGCAAGGCACUGUAGUAAUCAAAUUCCUUUAAGAAGAACCAGUGGAAGAAUUUAAAUUUGGCACUUUGAUCGAAACUACUGUAACUAGUAGAAACAAUGAUAUCUAAACCUUACCAACUAAAGAAUCCUCAAGAGAAUAGCAAAUACUUUGCCCAGGACAAUUGAGGUCAAAUUGAAAGUGGAAACAGUUUUCUUAUAAGCCCUAGAGGCAGAUCUGAAAAAGCAUACAUAGAAGAGGGAAAGGAGAGAAUGAAAAUAAAACUUAAUAUGCAGAUUUAUGCCUUAUUUUUCAGCAUUUUUUUAUGUUCUCUCAAUCCAGUUUUGCUUUUUAUUAGAUCUGUAUAGUUUGCUUAAUUCACUAGUGAUUUAAUUUUAUAUUUAAGCUACAAUUAAUCUUUUUUCUUUGGUGAUAUUUAUUUCUUUGCCUUUUUUAAAACUACUUUCAAUUUUUAGAUAUUUUAUUUAGAGCUUCAUAACAAUGGCAAUAUGUAUUUCCCUUAAAACACUGCAAACAAAUAUACUAGGAGUGCACCAUUUUAAUCUUUACUAGUUAUUGUGAGAUUGCUGUGUAAGUUAAUAAAUACAUUUGUAAAUACAUUGUUUGCAAGAAGAAAAUUUCUGAGUUACAGCUCGGGAAAAGCCUGCUGAAUUUAUGUUGUAAGCAUUACUUAACACAGUAUAAGGAUGAAAAGGCAACAAAAAUAUCUUCAUACUUCCUCAUCCCCUCAUUGCAACAAAACCCUUAACUGGGAGAACCUUAUUCCUUCCCCUCUUCCUCCUCCACUUCCCACUUAUUGUCCAACCUUAUAAUAUUCAGAGAGCACUUGGAUUAUGGGUCUGAAUAGAGAAAUGCUUUCAGAUAAUCAUUAGCCCACAUACCCCAGUAACUUGUACUCAAAGACGGGAUGGAGUUGUAAAGUGCUUUUAUAAUACAAUAUUAUUGUUAAAGGCAAGGGUUGACUCUUUUGUUUUAUUUUGACAUGGCAUGUCCUGAAAUAAAUAUCAAUUCAAUAUGG
Molecule: messenger RNA, 3108 nt
Organism: Globicephala melas (long-finned pilot whale)
Lineage: Eukaryota; Metazoa; Chordata; Mammalia; Artiodactyla; Delphinidae
Gene: RAB6A
Product: RAB6A, member RAS oncogene family
Biological process (GO): vesicle-mediated transport
Molecular function (GO): GTPase activity; GTP binding
Source: RefSeq, a predicted model, not a curated record